CCCGGAUGGCAACAUCGCCACAAGCUGAUUAGUUCGAUUCAGUUCUUUUCUAUCAUUUCACAUUUCUGUAUCCUGUGCGUCUGUGUGUGUGCGUGUGUGUGUGUAUUACAUUAUCAACCGAUAAUACAAGCAACCGGUUCUUCAUUUCAAAGAGGGGAGGGUAAAAUGAUAAACUCAUUUGUCUAUCGGUGUCGAAUUACCCUGCAAUAAGUGCGAUAAGUCCCUUGCCACAUCGACUCAAGUCCAUCAUCAUCAUCCCUCGUCUUUACACAUACACGCCUCUCUUCAUCACAUUUCUGUUCUUCUCCGACUCCCUUUUGCCCUUUUUACAAUUUUCUUCCAAAUGCCCCAACUCUUAACCCGCCCUCCCUUUUUUUUCGGACUGAUCAGUCACUAUAAACUUUGCUAUGGUCUAGAAAAGCGAUAACCUACAGUCCCGAACAGACUUAACCUCAGAUAGAGAAACAGUGUGUGUAUGUGUGUGUGUCAUGAGACAGAGAAGUGUGUGUGUGUGUGUGUGUUUUUGUGACGAACGACGAUGAGACGAGACCUCAGUGAACGAGAGAAUCGUUCACUUGUUCAGAACGUCUCGACAGAGUUGGUGAUGAUGAGCCUUGCUUCCACACAUUCUUCCGCCACACAUCCGAUCAACUUCCCUCGACACGGUAAAACCGUUUCUACUGAUUCGCUUUUAUUUAUUUAUUUAUUUUUUUAAUUUCCCCUAAUUUAUUUAGUUUUUUUCUCAUUUGAUUUCUGAGUCUUCCUUUAUUAUUCACGUAUAGUAUGCACUCCAACAUUUCAAAUGUCCUGUAUUUUGAUAUUAUGUAUUGGGAAACGCACGUAGUCUUCAGGACUAUACGUAACAAUUUUCGAGUCUAUUUCAACGUUUAAAUAGAAAGAUAGAAAACGAUGUAGAGAUAAAAAGGGCGAUACAGAGACACGAGAUCGAAAGGUGGAGCGGCUGAUGCUCAGCCACAUGUUGGCACUAUCCACCGAGUCCAGCUGCAUCACACGAUACUUUACCUACAGAUCCCUGCUUUUAUGUCGACCCCAAAUAUUUCAACAAAAAGAGAAACGAAAAGAAAAAGACUGGAACAAACAAAAACAUUCUCCAUAGGUUUUGUAUUGCGGUAUAACACAGAUACCCCCCCCACUUUUUCUACCAUGUAAAAAAAAAAAAAUGUCCACUUGCAAACUCUAAACAAUAAGUAACAUACAUUCAUCCGUCUGUGGGGACACACCUGCUCCGUGGGUGACUCGUUUCGAUCAAAACGGAUCUUUUUUUGUGUGUGCGUGUGUCAGGAGCGGUACGGUUACCGCCACCCUUCGCUCUUAAUAAUGCCACACCUUGUGUUGGUACACACACUUGUCCGUCUGUGCCCCGUUUAAACAAGCCGGCAACCUGUUCGAACGUUUCGUUCAUUUGGAUCCGUACCGUCAGACCAGAUAGGAGGCAGUUGGCUAUUUCUUUCGUUAUCAACUGCUUGUAUUAGUAACACACGCACGGAAAACACGUCAGCCACACACAAACGCAUAGCAUCAGUAGAGCAGAGGAAAAUGUUGGGAAACUUGGCUUUCUUCGACGUCAAUUGGCUUCUUUUGUACAUGGCCCGUAUUGUGACUAAAUGCAAGCAACAUCUAUUUCCCCUCUAGUUGUACACAACGACGAAGUGCUGACGAUGGACGCACUCAGAAUGGCCCUAAUAAGCGCGUCUACUUGACUAUACUGUCGAAGACGUCGAGAGGGUAGGUGGAGGACUAUCACGUGGCCCAAGGAGUUUUCUGCGAGUGUCCUACUUCUUUCCAUUGCCAACUGAAUGAUGUACAUUUUUUUUCUUUCUUUAUUUUUGUCCGUGUCAUCCCUUUUUGUGUGUGUGUGUGUGUGUCGGAGAUAACUUCGUUUUUUUUUUUUGGUACUCUCCGACAGAGUGGCCACUACUUUUCCAUCGUGUUUCGUCGUAAGACCAAAGUAAACGAACUGGCGGAUCUCUGAAAGCUUUGCGGGAAAAGAAAACCCCAUCAAACAUUUUCAACUGGGAAAUAGUAGACUACUAAACAGCCAGAUAAAAAAGGGAAAACAAAAGGGGAAUCGAACAGCGAACGAAAAAGGGAAACGCGUCAGAGGGAUAGCGUCGAUGGGGUUCGAUACAAAGACACUGUCCUGUCUAUGAAAGUAGCUGUCUGUUAUACAGAGUACGUUGCGCGUAAAUGAAGAGAGCCAGAGUGAAAAAGAGUGAAAAAGAGAAAAAAAGAACAGGAGAAGAAGAAAAAACGGAACGAGGGUGUUAUGGAGGAUGGAUUCAAGCUUGCGCAACACACGCAAAAAAAAGGGAAUAAAAUAAAGACAUUUACCACUCGGCAGCGCCAGCCCACACUCUCUGCCGUUUUUAUAGCGUCGACUCAGCUUUCCGUGUCCCGGUUUUCGCAGUUCACAGACGGCCCAGUGUCGGAAGGACGUCUCACUUUGCUCUACGCUUUUCUCACAGCCAUUUUUGACAAGAUUCCGUUGCAAAUCUGAUUCGUUCCCACUAUAGACGUUUUUUCUUACACACUCAGCUCUACCCCCUACCCCCUGAUUCGGGUAUUAUGUCAAGUGAUUGAAUGGGUUUGUUGGUUGUGUGUGUCUGGUGAAAAAUAUCAAAAAAACAAAACAAAAAACAGACGCAAAACGCUGAGGGAAAACGACGCGCGGUGAUAUCGACUGUUUCUUCCGCGCCGGAGUUCUUUUUGUGUGUGUGUGUCUACAACCAACACGCCCGUCGUACUUCCCCUACCCCAGCUGCUGUUUCCUCCGUUCAGUCACUUCCCUCUUUGGCGUUGGUUUUCUCCCUCGUGUAUGUUGCCACCAGCCAGCCGAAGCGGACUCUCCGCAGUCGGUCCAAUUCGCCCGUCCUUGUCGGUUGACAUUGGUCGCUACUCUUCUGCCUUUGGCUCUAAUUCAACCAUUUCUCAUACGUCAAGCUCUGUCCAGCAGUGCGCGUGUGUGUGUAGGGCAGGAGUAGUGGCCCAGCAGUUGCACUGACCAGUAAUUAUUAGCGACGAAGAACUUUUCGGUACAGUGCAGUUUCCGACUCCCCGCCGAAGUUUCCCUCGAAACGGCGUGAUUCGUGUCAGCGUGAGAGAGUUCGUUCAUUACACGCGGAGUCCCUCAAUUUAAACAGAAAAAAUUAAAAACUUUGUUUUUAAGACUUCCGGAUCUUGUGACAACCUUUCAAUAAAAAGAGUAAAAGAAAAAAAAAAGGAGAAAAUUUGGGGUGGACGUUAGGCUUUCAUGUAACAGGCAGUGUGCAAUUGAAAAACAAUAAUGAAAUCCACUUGCAUUUGCUUUUGCAUUGUUGCUGGCGAACUGUGCACCAGAGAAAGUUCAAAAGACUGGUAGCGGAAGUUGGACAAAACCUGAACUGAAAAGACCAAACUUAGUCGAUUCAAUUGCUAAAAAGAAAAGAGCAGCGUUCGUGCUGAGCUUUCAAUUUUAUUACUCCCACCCGUUUGUUUUUUUUUUCUUUCGAUCUCCAGCCGCGUUGUAAUCAUAGCACACGUGAAUAACGUGCAGAAAACGGACGGUCCGACGGAGGAAACGAUUAGAGAUCGAGGCCCGCGAAACGUUUGGACAGGAAAUUGAAAACAGGAAAUAAUUUUGUGGUGUAAAAGAAGUCACGCUCUGCAUACGCGUAAUCAAUCGUUGAAACAUCAGUUCAAUUCAUCAGAGAACCUAACGGAAAAUUGCCAGUGGACUGUGAUGAUCAGCAUGGCUUGGGAAAACACGUUAUUGGCUUCGCGAAUUUUACCACCGGCCUACACGCCCGUCGAAGUGGCAACCAAUCGUUCGCAGGAUGCCUCACUGAUGCUGGAUCAAGAUGGACGUUUAACUUUGUUGAUCAUCUUAACGACCUCUGCUGGCCUAGCCAUCGUAUUGCUCUUCUUUAUUUUCCUCAGGAUUGGCUGCUUACGGAGCCAAAGCUGCUUCGGUAGAUACAAAGACCGUCACGAUCGAUCCGCUUGUCCGUUGACGACCGUCGUCUUAGACGAUCACGCGGCCAUUACCAAAUCUCUGGCCACGUCUCCACAAACAAUUCAGCUCUCGUCGGGAAGGCGACGAACAGGCAACGGCAACGUCUACUGCUAUGGAAACGAUGACUCCGACAGCUAUGCUAAAGAUGUCUAAUCCCCCAGGAGAAGCAUUCUCACAGCAACAUCAACAGCGUGACAACAACGUCAGCCAACAGUUGAAAUUAUCAUCAUCGGGAGAAGCUGGGGAGGUUCAAAGUGGCUUUCUCCUCUUCAAAACUUGGCUCUCCGGCAGGAAAAGCAAAGAUCUGCCAACUGAAAAGGGGACGACUUACAUCAGCUCGCUGGCCAGAGAAGACGCUCAACUUCAGCAGCAGCAAAUGGCAACGCCUUUGGAAACAAAAAGUCUGUGCGGAUCGCCGAAGCGUCGCUACGGCAGGCCGUUGGCCAAUGGAGAAACGAUGGCCACGCAAAAGCAGCAGAUAAUGGCGAGAUUUGGCCAGCAUUUGCCUGGCUUUGGUUUCACCCAAUCUAAGAGCAGUUGCCUCUUCGAGGACGAAGAUGAUGAAGAAUACGAGCUGGAUGAAUUAUCAUCCGUUCCGGCCGUCACGUAUAGCUACCGAAACGGAAAUCAAUUCGAAUAUAUGGGUGGCCCUUACGGUUACGUCGAUCCACUUUACAGCCAUCAAUUGCCCGGCAAUAAUAACCAGCAUCCAACGAGAGAAAUCAAGUCCUUCGUAAACGAACGCAAUCGCACAUCCGUCCGCUUGGAAGAAUUGGAUAUCGUCGUCCAGCGCGCUGAUCAACGACACUCGACAAUGGAAUCCAGACGAGAGCCGCAACCUCCAGUUUUGCUUCUCUUGCCUACGCUCGUCCGAUCAGCUGAUUCGCUUGUCCUACCUACCAAAUAGAGGAGAUUUUGCUAGGGAAUAGCUUUGUACAUUAAAACUGAGAGGCAGGUAUUUUAUUCAACAGAAAUUCAACUCUUUUGCGUAGAAAUAAAGAUUCAGGACAAACGUUCCUCGCGCUGGUUGGUUGGAUUUUCCCACCACUCUUAUAUCUCCAUGUAUCUGCAACAAUAUGUAUAGCAUAAACAAAUGUAGGUUUUCCUUCUUUCGGUCUCAUCCACUCGAAUUGAUGCAGCCGUCUCUGUUCCAGGCUGCUGGAUUCUGGACGUGAUACACCCGUAGUUGGAAUUGAAGGGUCCCUUUCCAUUGGAUACCUUACAACGAUUCCCGAAUUCUAAUAUAAAACGUGACGUUCAAAUAAAUAAGAACUGUGCAAUUUCUCAUGUCCGUCAGCCGCAUCCAAUCUCGUUUAACUCCAAGCCCACAUCAUAUUUAUGUUCUUGUUGACAAGCGUUUGAUUGUAACAACAUUGUAUACAAGACUGCUAUUAUAUUUCUCUGUUCUAGCAACAUGUAAUCACGUGCGGCUUUAGAGAACGAUUGAUGUAUACCGUUUCCCGGACAAUCUGAUUUGGAUUGUUAUGAUCUCUCAGAAAAUCCACGGCUAUGAGUUGGUAUCGAGUCAGUUGUAAAUACGUAUUUUGUUUCGUUGCUGCCGUGCUCGUUUUUUCUUUUUCUUUCUGCGAAGAAAGCCCCACUUUAAGUCCUAUUGUAUUCCUUUGCUUAUAGCUUUAUUGUCUUUUCUCUUUGCCAUUGUACAGUAUUUCGAUUUUUCUGUUUCACUAUCCGCUUUGUCUAUUUCUCUUUUCUUUUGUUUUGCUCUUCAAUUGGAUUCUCGACCCGAUCGAUGAAUUUCAUUCCAAGCAACGUGAACAGUCGACUGCUACACCGAAACAAUAAAAGGGGAAGUAAGUAGCUUUCAUUCUUCUGCGUCUGAUGUCUUAUUUUCAUACCCCCCCUUUUUUUCCCCCUAACUUGUUUUAAAAUAUUCUUUUGUAAUUAGAUUUUGCUCCACAUCUUACAUUUAACUGUACAAACUUGAAUAAACAAUGUUACUCACA
Molecule: messenger RNA, 5976 nt
Organism: Daphnia magna
Lineage: Eukaryota; Metazoa; Arthropoda; Branchiopoda; Diplostraca; Daphniidae
Exons: 5
Coding region: 4125-4919 (264 amino acids)
Source: RefSeq, a predicted model, not a curated record